Messenger RNA from Prorocentrum cordatum, 1842 nucleotides. The record is from the annotation of a GenBank genome assembly. NCBI's taxonomy places the organism in Eukaryota, Dinophyceae, Prorocentrales, Prorocentraceae.
AUGACCGUGCUGGCGGGUGAUUUCAACUUCGGCAGCGUCGCGAUGCACGGACUCACGCCAGAGAGUGACGUCCAUGGCGAGGUCCUGGACCGACCUGAAACCCUUCAAGCUAAGCACAUCUCGGACCACAGCGCUGUUGCAGUCACCCUGAGAAUUCGAGCACAGGAGUUCAUCCGAAUGGCUGUCGAGGCCGCCCCCCUGCACACCCUCGAGCCCUGGGUGGAGCACCAGUACUUCAAAUCCUUGAUGGUUGAAGCUGCUCAUUUCCUGGCCAGGGACCACAUUGACAUCGAUUGCAACAGCUCGUCGGUCUCGCUCGUCGCUCCCGAGAUGUUCCAUGAGCUGUCGAAUGCCGUCCACUCCGAGGUCUCGAGAAAGAAACAGAUCCAGCUCCAGGAAGCCGUGAAUUUGAUGCUGCAGGUGCUGCGGAGUGUCUGGCAGCGCAUCCUGUACAUAUUGACGCGCUCCAUUUUCAAGGAGGCGCAGAGAUUCGCGCACUUCUGUUUGAAGGUUCCGAAGUGCUGCAUCGUCCCCGUGGGCGGCCAGCUCACUCCAGCGCUAGUUGAGCGCUUCCGCACGUGGCUAGCACGGAACAUCCCUGAGUGGGCCGACUUUGAGAUUGCGGAAUUUGCUCAACUUGCGCGGGUGUUUAAGGUGCCUUAUUGUGCGGUUCCUCAUGGGGACUGGUUCGAUCUCCACAGAUACGGCGGCCCGAAAGUGGUCAGUGUCUUGGCAUCGAACGCCGCCCAGCUGAUCAGAAUGAGUAAGUUCACGAUCCACGAGUGGCGAGGUUGCUUGCAGAGGCUGGAGGCGGCCGCGGCUGAACACCUUCCUCUCGUUGCUCAGAUCGAGGGCAGGUCCUCAGCCACCGCGAAGCGGCAGGCCAGGUUCGUGCGGUCCGCUGCCAGUCGAGGCGCCCCCGCGCAGGCGGUGGCUAAGGUGCUCAUGGAGGACUGCGCCGUCAUCCUCGUCGUCGCCCUGCUGGCCCUGCUGGUCGUCUGGUUCCUGAUGUCCCGCUCGAGGGACCCCGCGGACCUGUCCGACGGCGCGAUGCGCCCGCCCUACAAGCCGAAGGGCGACAUGCGCAGCUACCAGCGCCCCAUGGCGGACGAGUUCUACGAUGUGUCCAGCGUCGAGACCUCCGUGCUCGUCUGCCUCCACGACCACAUCGAUCCAAAGGAGACUGAUACCUUGCAUUUCGACGGCGACCUGCCGCAGUUUGAUGGCUCUGACGCGGUGGCAGUCACCGAAUUCCCCGAGGGCGGGCUGCAUUACGCGACCGACCUGGGCUACACUGUGCGGUCGCCGGAGUGCCCCUUGUGCAAGUGUGAGUUCGACUAUGCCCAGCACCGUCUCCAGGAGCUUCUGGUGCAGAUGCAGGCGGUCGGACUCGUUCAUGGGCUUUGGUUCAACCUGCUGACCACUCUGGGCAGUGUGCACUCCAUGCUCUUCGCUGCCUUCCACAUGGAGUUCUUCCUCCGGCGCGGCCUCACCGCGGUCCAGGUGGCCAUGGUGCACUCGGUCUUCGUGUUCUGGAACCCGCUGAACGACAUUGCCGCGGGCUUCCUGGCGGACGAGUGGGUCGCGCGGGGCUACGGCACGCGGCUGUCCCUGGUCGCGUGGGCGCACCUGGCCUGGGCGGCCAGCUCGCUGCUUGCCUUCCAGGAGCUGCCGUCGCUGCCCACGUGGCUGCACUAUGCGGCCCCAUCUUCGCCGCGGACGGCUUCGCGGCCAUGGCCGGGGCGGUGCGCGGCUUGGUGCUCAUCGAGCAGACGACGGCCGAGGCGCAGCGGAUCCAGAUCCAGCGCCUCAACUCCGUCUUCGGCUGCGCGGAGUGGCUGA